Messenger RNA from Zingiber officinale, 2416 nucleotides. RefSeq lists its product as uncharacterized. Gene Ontology annotation, molecular function: protein dimerization activity. The transcript has 3 exons. Lineage: Eukaryota; Viridiplantae; Streptophyta; Magnoliopsida; Zingiberales; Zingiberaceae. The coding region runs from base 1567 to 2307 and encodes 246 amino acids. The record is from RefSeq and is a predicted model, not a curated record.
GAGUUAAUCCGGAUAAUAAAAAUGAUUUAAUUUGUAACUUUUGUCAAAAAGUUACAAAAGGGGGUAUUUAUCGUGCAAAACAACAUCUUGUUGGGGGGUUUCGAAAUACUACGACUUGCAAAAAAUGUCCACCUCAUGUACGUGAAGAAAUUAAAAAUUUCAUGGAGAAAAAGGCAGAGAAAAGUAAUCUUUCUCAACUUGCGACAUUGGACUUUGAGGAUGUAGACCCUCUUGGUGAUGAUAUUGAUAUGGAUAAUAUUGGAGCUAAAGGUGUGCCGCCUAUAAGUACAAGUACAAGUUCUAGAUCAGUGAAUAUGCAAAAAAGGCCCAGACAAAUAGGUCCAAUGGAUACGUAUUUUGCUCCUAAUGUACAAAAAAUUGUUGAAAGUAGAAAGGGUAAAGAAAGACAAUCUACGAUAAAUGAGGCAUACAAGAAAGAAUUGAGGGAAAAAGCUUGUAUGGCCAUAACUGAGUGGAUGUAUGAUGCGGCAAUUCCAUUUAAUGCCGUUAAUUAUUCAAGCUUCAAAAGAAUGUUGGACUUGGUUGGCCAAUAUGGUAUAGGUCUAAAAGGACCUAGUUAUCAUGAGGUGCGGGUUCCUUUUCUAAAAAAGGCGGUUGAUAGUGUGACAAAUGAUUACAUUAAGUCGUGUGAAACAGAAUGGGCCAAGUAUGGUUGUAGUUUGAUGGCAGAUGAGUGGACAGACAAAAGGCAGAGAACAUUGAUUAAUUUUUUAGUGAAUUCUCCUAAAGGUUCAGUUUUCAUCGAAUCGGUUGAUGCUUCUGAUUAUGCAAAGACUGGAGAGAAAAUAUUUCAGUUGCUUGAUCGAUUUGUGGAGCGUGUAGGAGAAGUAAAUAUUGUUCAAGUUGUUACGGAUAGUGCAAGUAACAAUGUGCUUGCUGGGAAAUUAUUAGAAGCAAAAAGGUCACACUUGUAUUGGACUCCUUGUGCUGCUCAUUGCGUCGACUUGAUCUUAGAAGAUAUUGGGAAAUUGCCUGAUUUUAAAGCAACAUCGAAGAAAGCAAUGAGUGUGAAUGCUUACAUUUAUGUUCAUCCUGGCAUGGUAAAUAUGUUGAGGUAAUUCAUAAGACAAAAAGAGCUUUGUCGGACAGGUGUCACAAGAUUUGCUACUGCUUUUCUCACUCUUGAAAGGAUGUAUCUACAGAAGCAAAAUUUAAGAACAAUGUUCAUUUUAAAGGAUUGGACAGAGAGUAAAUGGGCAAAAGAAGCGGCGGGGAAGAAGGUAGCUAAAAUCAUCAUGACACUUAGAUUUUGGAGCAGUAUUGUGCAUAUUUUAAAAAUAUAUGGCCCUUUAGUCCGUGUUCUAAGACUGGUUGAUGGCGAAAGAAAACCUGCAAUGGGCUAUAUUUAUGAGGCUAUGGAUAGGGCAAAAGAAACAAUUAUGAAGGCCUUCAAGGAGAAAGAAGAGAAAUACAAAGAAGUGUUUGAGAUCAUUGAUGCGAGAUGGGAAUGUCAACUUCAUCGGCCUCUGCAUGCUGCAGGACAUUAUUUGAAUCCAGAAUAUUUUUAUUCAUACACAGAUUCAAAUAUCUGUGGAGAAGUGGUGAAUGGUUUGUUUGAAACUAUGGAGAGAUUGGUUUCAAGCGCUGCCGAGCAAAAUCACUACCCAGCUCUCUAUAUAUCGAAAGGCAGAAGGGCUAUUUGGGAGGAAUGUAGCAAUUAGACAUAGAAGAGCAUUAUCUCCAGCAGAAUGGUGGGAAUGCUAUGGAGCAAAUACCCCAGAAUUGCAAAAGUUUGCUAUUAAAGUGCUUAGCCUCACUUGCAGUGCUUCUGGUUGUGAGCGCAAUUGGAGUGUAUUUGAGCAGAUUCACAGCAAAAAAAGAAAUAGGCUAGCUCAGCAGCGCUUAAAUGAUUUGGUAUUUGUGAAAUACAAUCGUGCCUUAAAGCUUCGGUAUGAUGCACGUGAUAAGAUUGACCCCAUCUCUUUGACUGAUAUUGAUGAUAGUAAUGAAUGGUUGAUGGGUAGAAUGGAUGGAGAAAGUGAUAAUGAAGAAGAUGAGUUGGUUUUUGAAGGUGAUGACUUGACAUGGGAUGUCGUUGCUAGAGCUAGUGGAGCUGAAGAGCCUGAAUAUUGUACUAGAGGAAAAAAUAUUGCAACCAUGACCUCUAGUUCAAAUGCUAGGCCUAAACAAGUCGAGAAGGGAAAUGCAUCUUCCUCUAUGAGACACUCAUCUCUAAGAUUUAGAGAUGAAGAAGAAGAAGAAGAAGAAGAAGAAAUUGAAUUUGAAGAAGAUGAAGAUAACGAAGAAGAAGAAUACAAUGAGGAUGAUCUUGAGCUUGAUGAUUAAUUUUACUUAUUACACUUGUUUUGAUGGACUUUGUUAGUUUAAAUUAGAAAGUUGAAACUUGAAAGUUUGAAACUUUUAUUAAUUUUAUCAUGGUGUUGUUUUGCUUGUU